GCGCGUGACGAGGAACAAAUAGAGGACGACGGAGGGGGCUCGAGCCAGUGCGAGGCAGAGGGGAGAGCCGGAGCCGUCCGUUGGUUCGAGUUGAUCCAGAGGCGCUUCGACUUUUAAUUUGAGCCGUGAUGGUUUGUGACAAAGCCCGUACGAUGGCGGUGUUUUGUACAGCGGGUGUCCUGUUGGUGUUCUUGUACGGGGCCAGUGCCAUGACAGCGGGGUUCAUCAAGUCCCCCCUGUCCCAAAUGAAACUGACUGAAGACAGUGCUGAGCUGCACUGCGAGGUCACUGGCAGCCCCAUCCCCGAGGUUCAGUGGUGGUUUGUGGAGGGCGAGGAGCCCAACGAGACUUUCACGCAGCUCUUUGAUGGGGCGCGCCAGGAGCGGGUCAGGAUCAACGCGACCUACAUCCUCCACGCCACCAGUGCCGUUUACCUCGCCAACCUCACGCUGGGGGACUCGGGUACUUACGAGUGCCGAGCUUCCAAUGACCCCGACCGCAACGACCUGAGGAAGACCCCCCGAAUCAAGUGGAUCCGCUCGCAGGCUAACGUUCUCGUGUUUGAACCUCCUCCGAUAAACACCUCUUCUGUGGCACUUGGCGAUAACACAACCCUUCUAUCCUGCAACUUAACGAGCCCACCAUCUCCAGUUAAAGGUCAUUACUGGGCGAAAAAUGGGAAGAAGCUGAAAGAUACAGAGGACGGGAGCACAGACCAAAGCAUGACGCACGUGGUGAAGACUUCUGAAAGUGAUGCUGGAGGCAUAUAUACUUGUGUGUUUCUCACUACUCCUGAAGCCAAUGGCACUAUUGAAGUAAAAACUAAGCCUCAGGCUAAAGCUUACAAACAUUCUGAACAUGGAAAUGAAAGGGACAAAGGAGCUCUCACUUGUGUUGGCCAUGGAUAUCCCCUGCCAACAACCUGGUCAUGGUACAUGAUGCAAGAUGAUGAGAAAAAGGCUAUUGUUAACGGGACUUCUGACAAGUAUGAAGUUAAGAGCACGCCCGAGAAGACAACGCUGUAUAUUGAUAACCUGGACAUGGAGUUGGACAUGGGCAACUACAUCUGCUACGCGGAGAAUGAGAUUGGCAAUUCCACUGACAAGAUCUUCUUGCGCGUGCGCAGCCGGCUAGCUGCCCUGUGGCCCUUCCUGGGCAUCGUUGCAGAAGUGAUCAUCCUCGUCACCAUUAUCUUCAUCUACGAGAAGAGGAGAAAGCCCGAUGAGAUCGUUGACGAUGACGACUCAGGAUCUGCCCCCCUGAAGAGCAAUGCUGCUGCUAAUCACAAGGAUAAGAAUGUCAGGCAGAGAAACUCCAAUUAAAAGGACAUGGAGGUAUCCUCAUGACUACUAUCUUGAUUUUUAAAUGGAGCAGUGAGUUUCUUGAGUACACAACGUUAGUGCACCUCGCAAUUUUCUACAAGUAAUCUGUAAAGGGGUAGUUUUUUUAUUUUUGUGAGUUUCACAAUGUCCAGAGAAACUGAUUUCUUAAGUGCUUUUUUUUCUUCUGUUAGUCACUUUCCAUUGUGCUGGCAGGGAAGGUGUCAAUUGAGUCUGUGUGUGGAAAAACUGCAUGAUUAUUUUUUAGGUUUUUUUUUGGGGGGGAACAGUGUUGGUAGUGAAACCUUUGUAAUGUUUUGUGAAAAUAAGCAGUAGUGGCUUUUGUCAAAUGCACAACUCCGUUCCUCAAAGGGUUCAUGCAGUCAUGGAGGUUUUGAAGGUUUUUCCAGCUCAGGACCCAAGAGAAGGGUCAUGCCAACCCAGCUGAGGAAAUUGGAGCUGUUAUUUAAGUGGCUAAGAACAGAUGAGUGAGGGGGGACCAACAUUUGGCCUUUGUGGAGCUGAGUUGUGUAACUUUUCUAAAUGAGACUGUAUAGAACUGACAGAUCCAUGGAAAACCCAUUCUGGUUUUAAAAGGUGCAUGUUUUAUGAAUUGGUUUUCCAUUUUUUAUAUAAAUAAAAUUGUCAGCUUAAUUGGCAAAAUCCUAAUAAAAUAAUACUGAUUUUCCUUGCUUCAGUUGCUUGUUGGAACUUUCUAAAUUAGACUAGGGUGAAUGCUGCUUUGUAAUUUAUGGUAAACAUGCAUUUUUUUCUUUUGCAAAGGUUUAAGAAGUUAGCAGAUGUAACUAUUCAUCGUGUAAUGGUAACUUAUUUUCACAUUUCAACAUAGCCCUGUGAAGGAGGUGGACCAUGCCACGAAGUGUAACUGACAUUUUCUUUAAAACUUGGAUAUUGGGAUAUGUUUCUAGUAAGAUUUGUCUAUUCACAAUUUUAAAGUCUUUAAAAGUGUUGCACAGCUUGUAAGUGGUAAUGUUUGGUCAAUCAGGCCAGGUGAAUUGUCCUGUCGGAUUCACCUGUUUUCAUCCCAUUUUAUUGAUGAACCUGGUAUGAACCUUGCAUUGACUUAAUUAGUAUUGUAACUAGGGUUGUAAUGCUGUUUUGAUCUACAUUGAACCAUAUAUUGAAUCUAAAGAAGUUCAGACACCAAUACUUAUUCUUUCAAAUGUAUUGUCAGAGCCUGCACAAGAUGAUAGCUAAGUUGUUUCUGUAAAAACUUGCACAAAAUAAAAUUGUUUUAAUUUUAA
Messenger RNA from Lepisosteus oculatus (spotted gar), 2584 nucleotides. RefSeq names its product basigin (gene bsg). Gene Ontology annotation, cellular component: axon; plasma membrane. Gene Ontology annotation, biological process: axon guidance; dendrite self-avoidance; homophilic cell-cell adhesion. The record is from RefSeq and is a predicted model, not a curated record. Gene Ontology annotation, molecular function: cell-cell adhesion mediator activity. Lineage: Eukaryota; Metazoa; Chordata; Actinopteri; Semionotiformes; Lepisosteidae.